Molecule: messenger RNA, 580 nt
Organism: Nestor notabilis (Kea)
Lineage: Eukaryota; Metazoa; Chordata; Aves; Psittaciformes; Psittacidae
Gene: CMTM7
Product: CKLF-like MARVEL transmembrane domain containing 7
Exons: 5
Cellular component (GO): membrane
Source: RefSeq, a predicted model, not a curated record
AUGGCGACGGUGAGUAUUAACAACUUUUUGCCAUUACCAGUAAUGGUAACCAUCGUGAUGCGAAGGCACGUCGUGCUCCAGUGGAACACCUCAUUCCCUAGCAUGGGUGAGCUUCUGGAAGGAAGUGGGGCCAAGUGCCAGCACCAGCAUGGUCUGAGGGUUAAAUUGUCAAAGAAUGGAAAGGAAAAGCACUUUCAGGUAUUGCCCACUACCAACUGGAGACUGAUCUCACUGGUGGUUGGAUUUAUCAGUGUGAAUAAUUCUCCAUGGACAGAUUACAGUGCAUACAGCUACUUUCAGAUUGUGACCAUGUGUGACUUGGUUAUGAUUUUGUUCUUCUACAUUAUCCACAUCUUCAGAAUCUACAGGAAGCUCACUUGUGUUAGCUGGCCGCUCGCGGAGUUUCUUCAUUAUCUAAUCGGUACAAUUCUGCUUCUUAUUGCAUCGAUUGUAGCAGCAUCCAAGAGUUACAAUUUGACUGGACUUGUGGCUGGAGCGACUUUUGGGUUCCUAGCUACCAUCCUUUGUGUUUUAAGCAUAUGGUCAUCCUACAAGGUUUCAUGCAUCACGCAGUCAACCA